Molecule: messenger RNA, 664 nt
Organism: Syngnathus typhle (broad-nosed pipefish)
Lineage: Eukaryota; Metazoa; Chordata; Actinopteri; Syngnathiformes; Syngnathidae
Gene: sdhc
Product: succinate dehydrogenase complex, subunit C, integral membrane protein
Exons: 6
Coding region: 40-555 (171 amino acids)
Biological process (GO): tricarboxylic acid cycle; mitochondrial electron transport, succinate to ubiquinone
Cellular component (GO): membrane
Molecular function (GO): electron transfer activity; succinate dehydrogenase activity
Source: RefSeq, a predicted model, not a curated record
CUCCACAGAACGUCACUUCUGCUCAGUGUACGUCAAAACAUGGCGCUGCUACUAAGGACGUUGGCCCGUCAGGGCUUGUCCGCCUCCAGGCCGCGGUGCAGCGUCCUCUACGUCAGGCAUGCUGCUCCAAUGGGAACCACCGCCAAGGAGGAGAUGAACAAGUUUUGGGCCAAAAAUACCAGAUUGAACCGACCCAUGUCACCUCACAUCACCAUUUACAAAUGGUCGGUCCCCAUGAUGAUGUCCAUCACACACAGAGGAACCGGGGUGGGCCUCAGUGGAGCCAUUUCCGCCUUCGCCGUGGCCGCUCUGCUCCUGCCCGGCAGUUACGCGCACUACCUGGAUCUGGUCCACUCGCUCUCCGUCGGCCCCGUCCUCAUCGGCCUGGCCAAGGUGGCCAUCGCCUUCCCUGUCUCCUUCCACACCUUCAACGGAAUCCGACAUUUGUGGUGGGAUCUGGGCAAAGGCUUCAAAAUUCCCCAAGUGUACCGCAGCGGCUACACCGUCAUCGGCCUGUCCGUCAUCACCGCCAUCUGCGCCGCCACGCUCCUCUGAGCUCACGCCGCCAAGGCUGAGUGCAAAGUGUUUUUGUAUGUUCUGAACAAAAAAAAUCCAAAACAAUAAAGAGUUCUGCAUGUGUAUGAUGUAUGUAUGGCCCAGACAA